UUUUGUGGCGCUUACAUUUCGCUCUCGCCUGGGUACAUUGAUAUACUCCUGAACUUGCAUCAAUUGCUAUAAUUUUGGCUAUUUUACAUCGACGUUGGGGCAACAUGUCGGUUGCGUCUGCAUCAAUACAGUUUUUUACUCGUUUGUUACGAUAUCGAACGAAAUGUGCCGUUCCGUUUCACGCAGCAUCUAGGAUUUUAAUAUCACCAUACCUGCCCCAGGUCUUUGGCGGUAAUAAGGUGCUACUGGGUACCUGUGCACAGCCACUCAGGUCAGAGGAGAAGGUGACUGUCUAUUUCAUCAACCGCGAUGGGCGGAAGAUCACCACUUCGAGUGCCAAGGGCGACAGUCUUCUAGACCUGGUGGUCGAACAAAACCUAGAUAUUGAAGGUUUUGGUGCAUGUGAGGGGACCCUGGCCUGUUCCACCUGUCAUGUGAUCCUGGAUCAGAAGGUGUACAACCAGCUGGGGCCCAUCACUGAUGAGGAGAAUGACAUGCUGGACCUGGCCUUUGGCCUUACUGAUACGUCUCGUCUGGGUUGUCAGGUCUGCCUAUCCAGAGAUUUGGAGGGCAUAACGGUCCGUGUGCCAGACCGGGUGAACGACAUGCGGCGGUCUGAUGAUGCUGGACCUACACUGUAAAGCAUCUUGUUGUUUUUACAGUAUUAUACAAAACUAACAGUAAAGUACUAUAUUAAUGAUUAAUUGCCCUAAAUCGAAAUGCAAUCUGGGUGGUUUUAGGUGUAACUGAUUAAUUGAUACGAUACAAUUCCUAAGAAACUUGUUUUAACAGUACAUUCCUGUUAAAAAGUGCUAUAUUUCCAAUGGUUCUGUAAUUCCACCACACAGAAUACUGUACCCUUCCCUGUAGUGGGUUCACGGUAUUGUUGUUUUCAUUAACAUAUUAUGAGGUGUGCCUUGUAAGAGGCUGCAUUUGUUCCACCGGUUAGUGAGAGUGAGGUACCAAUUUAACUGAUACAGUGGUAGCAGUGCCUCAACAAUUGAAUGUGCAUACAGUAGGGGACAGAUUGGAGUGGCAGCAAGUCUUAAACCUUUAAUGGUUUAGUAUUUGCCAUGUUCUUUGGUCUGUCUUGCCCUGCAUUCACUGCCAGUUUAGAAGGCUUUUUUAAGGCCUCUAGAAGUGCAAGUGAUAUACAGUACCAGUCAAAAGUUUGGACACACCUACUCAUUCAAGGGUGUUUCUUUAUUUUUACUAUUUUCUACAUUGUAGAAUAAUAAUGAAUACAUAAAAACUAUGAAAUAACACAUAUGGAAUCAUGUAGUAACCAAAAACGUGUUAAAUAUAUCAAAAUAUAUUUUAUAUUUGACAUUCUUCAAAGUAGCCACCCAUUUCCUUGAUGACAGCUUUGCACACUCCUGGCACUUUCAACCAGCUUCAUGAGGUAGUCACUUGGAAUGCAUUUCAAUUAACAGGUGUGCCUUGUUAAAAGUUAAUUUCUUUCCUUCUUAGCAUUUGAUCCAAUCAGUUGUGUUGUGGCAAGUUAAGGGUGGGUAUACAGAAUAUUUGGUUAAAAAAAAAUAUAUAUAUAUAUAUUUUUAAAUGUAUCCAUUAAAAUAACAUCAAAUUGAUCAGAAAUACAGUGUAGACAUUGUUAAUUUUGUAAAUGACUAUUGUAGCUGGAAAUGGCUGAUUUUCUUUUUAAAUGGAAUAUCUUUAUAGGCGUACAGAGGUCCAUUAUCAGCAAACAUCACUCCUGUGUUCCGCUAGUAACCUACAGAAAAUAGCUAGUAACCUACAGUAAAUAGCUAGUAAGCGAAUGUCAAGUUUUGUUUAUAGAUCAAAUAUUUUGUAUUGUUGAAAUGCUGAAAUAAAAUAGUUUUCCUAAU
Oncorhynchus masou masou (cherry salmon) is the source of this 1847-nucleotide messenger RNA. RefSeq names its product adrenodoxin-like. NCBI's taxonomy places the organism in Eukaryota, Metazoa, Chordata, Actinopteri, Salmoniformes, Salmonidae. The coding region runs from base 105 to 641 and encodes 178 amino acids. The transcript has 4 exons. Gene Ontology annotation, biological process: P450-containing electron transport chain. The record is from RefSeq and is a predicted model, not a curated record. Gene Ontology annotation, molecular function: 2 iron, 2 sulfur cluster binding.